AUGGCCGAAACUCAGAAAUUACACCCGGCUACCCUAGUCACAAAUAUCAAGACUAGCAUUCCCAUUGUACUUGAUUAUGAUGGCACCCAAUACAACAAUUGGUCUACCCUUUUCCAACUUCACUGUCGUGCAAAUUUGAUCAUAGACCACAUUAUUAAACCAGUUGUUGAUCCUAAAGAAAAGGCUGCCGAGGAACCUUCUGACAAAGCUCUAUGGAAAAGGCUUAAUGAUAUUGUUCGUCAAUGGAUUUACAAUACUAUAUCCAAUGACCUUCUCAAUUUCAUUAUUGAUCCCGACGACAAGGCAAUCGAUGCUUGGAAUCGUUUAGAGAAUUUUUUUCCACAACAACAAGUCUGCCCGAGCUUUACAUCUUGA
This is a messenger RNA of Chenopodium quinoa (quinoa), 375 nucleotides long. RefSeq lists its product as uncharacterized. NCBI's taxonomy places the organism in Eukaryota, Viridiplantae, Streptophyta, Magnoliopsida, Caryophyllales, Amaranthaceae. The transcript has a single exon. The record is from RefSeq and is a predicted model, not a curated record. The coding region runs from base 1 to 375 and encodes 124 amino acids.